AAAGAAUUUAAAAUCUCGAGGUCAUCUUCGGUCCAUCGUAUUCGUGUUUGAUAGAAUUUCCCUAUCAAUUCUAAGGGUUUUCUGUCUUCAUCUAACAUCCCAUUCUGUUUUAGCAAAAAUGAGGGGCAAACGUAUGCACAAAGGUAGAACCCGAAAGUUUACUGCCCCGGAAGAAAUCGAUCGUCAACUUGGUUUGUCUAAAGAAGCUGAAUCAUCUCUGAAUAAAAAAAUCCAUGACAAGAAUAUUAAUGAAACUGAAACGGAUGAUGAUGAUGAUGAUGAUGAUGAGGAGGAGGAGGAGGAAGAAGAUGAUGACGAUGAGCAAGACACAACCGAACGUCAUAAGGGUGUUAGUCAUUUAAUUGAAGUUUGCAAUCCUAAUCGUGUAAAAUCUUCUAAAACAGUUGUUCCUUCACGAAAAGAGAUUGCCGCAUCUAUCAAAGCUACAACUGAUCCAAUAAAAUUAUUAUCAGAAACCGAAUUAGCAGCUAAUAUAGCACGUCUUCAAUUAGUUAGGAAAGAACGUGAAUUAGCAGCUCAAAAACUUGAACAAGAAAAACAAGCUCGUGAAGCACAACGUGCAGCAAUCGCUGCAGCCAAACGUACAUCUCAAACAAAACCACAACAGAAAAGUGGUCAUAUUGGUAAACAACAUACUAACAGUAACAAAGAACAUCAAACAGCAAAUCAAAAAAACAAUACAAAUUCAUCAGUAGUAACCAAUGAUAACGGAUCGAUUAAUUGACUGAUCAAUGAUUAUUAUCCUUAAGUUUAUGUAUGUUCUGAUAUCACUUACAUAUAAAGAUGAGAAAUAACUAUUUUGGCAAAGUCGUCACAUAUAUUCACCUUUUCAUUUGAUACCCACUCAAGCAAACCUAACUAUCCUUAUUCUUUUCGUUACAUGCUAUCAAACUGUUUUAGAUUACAUUCUAAAUAUGUUUCAUAGCAUUUUUCACAUUGGGAAAUCUCUCUUACCUGACUUCCUGUAUUAAUAACUUGAAAAGUUAAGUCAUAAAUUGUAUCCUUUUUUUAGCCAACGUGCUCUCUUUUAUACAUUUUUAAUAAAUAAAUAAAACAUUUAUAUAUAUACAGCUGUAUUUAUGUAUGGAUUGUAUGAAGCUUGAUAUACCUUCAAUGAGCUUUUGAAGCAAAUGUUUGUGUGUAUAGUGCGAUCAACUAAGUAAAGAAUUCCAAGGUUUAAU
Messenger RNA from Schistosoma spindalis, 1202 nucleotides. Lineage: Eukaryota; Metazoa; Platyhelminthes; Trematoda; Strigeidida; Schistosomatidae. The record is from the annotation of a GenBank genome assembly.